Molecule: messenger RNA, 3065 nt
Organism: Vespa velutina
Lineage: Eukaryota; Metazoa; Arthropoda; Insecta; Hymenoptera; Vespidae
Product: lachesin-like
Exons: 11
Coding region: 391-1911 (506 amino acids)
Biological process (GO): cell-cell adhesion
Cellular component (GO): cell-cell junction
Molecular function (GO): cell adhesion molecule binding
Source: RefSeq, a predicted model, not a curated record
CGCGCGCCCGUUCUCUCAGUUUCUAUUUAGUAUCCACCUCGAAUCGGUGGAUAACUUCGAUUCCCCCUGUUUCAGUGUAAUAACCUUCGCGACGCGAUUUUAAGAUAUAGAUACUCUUCCACGUUCGCGAAAAGUUGACGAUUAACGAUUUAAAAUCGUAUAACGAGACGAACGUAGGCCUGAGUUUUGUGAAACGUUCUUUUCUCUUUUUUUUUUAAAUUUUAUUUUUCAUCUUUUUUCCCUCAAGUGCCACUGUGUCGGUUCUCUUUGAUAUAUAUAUAUAUAUAUAUAUAUAUAUAUAUAUACAUAUAUAUAUUUUUUUUGACAUUUUAAUUAAUUCGUCAUCGAUCACAGUGAUCCUUCAUCUCGAGGAAAAUUAAGAUUAAAAGGAUGCACGUCAAAGCGAUCGCGUUGGUUACUUUACUCCUCAUCGUUCAAGGCUGGUGUAAACCGUCAUCGAAGAACUUUGAGGAUCUCGAUUACAACGAUGACGCACAGGCCGAAGACAGCGAGGAUUAUUCUCAAAACGACGAUGAAGGUGAUUCUCCGGAUACCAUCGAGGAACCACCACAAAUUAAAUCGAAUCCGGAGAGUAAACGCGUACGAAGUGGAACUACCGUUAUGCUGCCUUGUCUGACAUCGAAUGCAGAUUCUUUUGCGGUCGUAUGGAAGAAGGACGACGAGUUUCUCUACAGCGACGAUAACGCUUUAACACAGGAUAAGAAUAGAAUCGUUAGAACACCGGAUAACAGCUUGGUGAUCUACAAUACGACGGUUAACGACACAUCUGACAAUUAUUCCUGCAGUAUUCUAAGCGAUAAACCUAUUACGAUCACGCACAGAUUACUCGUCGACCCUCCUAACGAUAGAUCGCCAUCGGUUACGACCGUAUCGUCAUUAUCGACGACAUCUACGUCAUCUUCGGUACCAACAAUACGCGUCACACCAUCGAAUAAGGUAGAAGUUAGACAGGGUCAAAAUGUUACCUUGGGUUGUCACACCAGAGUCCAACCACCUCCGAAGGAAUUGAAAUGGUAUCAUAAGGAAAAAAAGUUACACAAUGACAAACAUACAAUGAUCCAUGGUGAUUACAUUACCAUAUACAAAGUUGGAAGACACGAUGUUGGUUUAUAUCAAUGUUUAGCAGACAAUGGAAUGGACAAUCCACCGCAUUCUGGCAUUAAUCUCAUUGUUAAUUAUGCACCGGAGAUCGAAGUGGAACGUGAAAUUGUACACACAGGAGCCGGCGUUGAGUCAGAGAUCACGUGUAUCGUUCACGCUCACCCACCCGCAAACGUGACUUGGUAUAAAAAUCAGAAAGAACUACCUAAGAGAGGAAGGAUCUCGCGAAAGGAAAAUAAAUUAAGACACACUCUCAGGAUUAUGCAUACGUCCGAACAGGACCUAGGAGAGUACACCUGUCAAGCCAAAAACGAGUUGGGCCAAGAUAGCAGAACCAUCUCUCUUACUGGAGCUCCAUCGCAAGCAACCAUCUACGGGGCCGAGUUAUUGAAAGACGAGAACGACAGUCUUAUUUUAAAAUGGCGUCUCGAAAGUUACUCUCCGAUUACACAGUACAUACUUAAAUAUCGUCGCAAAGGAGACGAAAAAUGGCAAGAAAUCGAACCUCGUGUAAUAGAUGGCAAAGGAAAUCAAUAUAUCGUGGAACAUACUCUCAAUGGCCUUGAUGAUGGAUCUUACGAAGCGAUCCUCGUAGCUAGGAAUUCCUUUGGAUGGUCACAACCAUCUGCUCCUCACACGUUCAUGAGGGAUCACAAUUCUAAUGAAUCAGAAGACGAUAAUAAUAAUUCUGAAGAGGCAGCAAGUGUCAAAGGAUCGGCAGUUUCGCUCCGAUCAUUUUGGGCCAUCCCAACGUCACUCCUAGUCGUUUGUGCCUUCAGAAAUCUGUAAUUUACGGAAACUGUUUAAACUACGUAGAUAAUUUACUGCAGCCAAAGCAUACACCAGCAGACGUCGUGGUGCGAUUAAUAAUAAUGUAAGGACACCUAGGAGAAGCUUUAUUAUUCAAAUACGCUUCAUAAGACAUCCGUUGUUUUUGCCCGAAUUAUCAACAGAAACAGGACAGUAUUUGUAUUGAUUUAGAUAAAAUGAGAUAUGAUUCCUACGAGUUAUUUGUUUCUGGACACACGUUAAAUAAAUUAUUAUUACAUAAAAAGAAAAAAAAAAAUGGCAACGGACACUUAACAAUUCUCCUAGGUGUAUCGUUAACGAUGAAAAAGCAUUUUUAUUUUACUCCGUUAAAUCACGAGUAAAUAUUAAAAGGGGGGGGGGGGGGGAUUCUAUACUUUAAAAUAUAUUUAUAUAUCUAUAUCUAUAUCUAUAUAUAUAUAUAUAUAUAUAUAUAUAUAUAUAUAUAUAUAUAUAUAUAUAUAUAUAUACAUAUGUAUAGAUAUUAUAUAAUAAACAUAGUAUUCACUGUACAUGUGUAAGCCCAGAGAUACACAAUCAUUAUUAUAAUUUAUUUUUGUAUGCUUAAGAUUAUCGGAUCAGUGUUUAAUGGCGUUGCUGCUUCGUGCCAUGCGUACAGGUAUAUCCUGUUUUGUAAACCUGUAAAGAGGAAGCGGCACAAAUUAAUUACGUUGCCUAUGGCAAACGAGUAGAAUGGGCAUGUACCUAAUAUAUCAUAGUAACAAAAAUGUACUUUAUUACCGGUUAUCAUUCUGAUUCUUGUAGGAGGUUAACGAUAAGACGGAUUAUAAACUUUCAAAAUGCAAAACUAUAAUAAUUGCCAUGACUCCCAAAAGUUGGCAAUUAUUAUUAAUAUUAUUAUUAUUAUUAUUAAUUAUUAUUAUUAAUAUUAUUAAUAUUAUUAUUAUUAUUAUUAUUAUCAUUAUUAUUAUCAUCAUUAUAUAGUUGCUCACGAUUAAAGAAAGUUUAUUAUUUUCGCUGUCAUCUUAAAUGUGUAUAUUGCAUUGUGUGAGUUAAUAUGUAUGUUUGCGAAGGAUGGAAGAAUGUUGUUGUGCUGUAAUGUUUUCCAUAUUAGGCUGCUAGUAGCGAUAUAUAAAUUUAGUAAUCACUUUCUGAUUAGAACGAUUUAAACGAAA